Molecule: messenger RNA, 2331 nt
Organism: Acyrthosiphon pisum (pea aphid)
Lineage: Eukaryota; Metazoa; Arthropoda; Insecta; Hemiptera; Aphididae
Product: interaptin
Exons: 11
Coding region: 544-2307 (587 amino acids)
Source: RefSeq, a predicted model, not a curated record
AGAUGGCAGACGGCAGGCGGCAAACCACAGACACCUCUCACCUAUAAAUUAUGAUAUAUUUUACGGGAUCGAUUGUAAGAAAAAAUGCGAUUGCAUUUGUUCGUAAACGCGUAUAGAUUUUUUCAAAGUCGUCAACGGACAAAAUUCGGCUCAAUGGCGAUCGUCGUAAUUCGUGAAAUUUGAAAUUACUGUAUCUAUAAAAUGUACAUUAUGCGCAUUAAUUUUGCGCGCCGGUGCCGACAAACGUAACCGGAAGGAGGAACCGUUGCGAAUGCGGGUCGCGGGAUAACGGACGUUUCUGCGUGAUUCUAACGAUAACGGGCAGUCACCUUGAUAAGCAUUUACGAUUGUACGAUAUUUUCUAAUUUCUUACACAACAUUAUUAAUUAUUUAUUAUUAUUAACGCGUUUAUAAUUUUAUUAAUUCAUUUUAUGACGUAUGUGUUACUAUUGUUAUUAGUUACUACUACUACUACUCAAAUUACUACUACUAGAAAGUACUCAUCAAGUACCAAUUUAUAUUGGAUCUGAAGGAUUAUUUGCAAUGAAUUCAACGUCAGAUCUACUUACCAAAAACCUAAAACCGUUACCAAUUCGCAAUCCAUUUGGUAGAGUGAAAAAAAAGGGUCUAGACAUUGACAGUGUAAUAAAUGAAAUUAAAUUUGAUCAAAAGUUAAUUAGUGUGUUUAACACUUACAACAAGUACAUCAAUUUUCGGUUUGACUAUGUCAUCAGAACAAGUAUCACUCAGUUACCUGAUGAACCCAAUCAUAAUGUUGACCAUUCCGAAUUUGAUCCAAGUCAACAUAUUAUACUAGAUUGUAUUAGUAGUAACAAUAGUUUAGAUAAUGUUACAAAACUCCGAGAAGAAUUAAAAACUUUAACAACAGAAGUAAAUUUAAAAAGAAAAGAAUUGAGUUUAAUUUCCAUACAGGAGGAUGGAUUAAAAAUAAAUAUUGAAUACUUAGAAGACAUUAUAUCACUUAAGAAAAAUUGCAUCAGUGAAACUGCCAGCAAAGCCGAAAUCAGAUGUAAUGCAAAAGAAAAAUUUCAAAAAGAAUACAAUAAAAUAAACAAAAAAUAUAAAAAAAUUUUAAGUCAGUUGAACAAGUCAAAUAAAAUGACAAAAACUAAUUAUGGUAAUGGAACUAGUAAAGAUAAGGAUUACGGGGAGCAAACCAAUAAUAGGUUAUUACGAUAUGAAGAUAAAAUUAAAGAAAUGGAUGAUAUUAUAAAAAUUGCCAGUGAUAAUCCAGAGAAAUUACUACAAGAUCAAAUAGCUUUACAAACUUCUAAUGAUCGCUUAAAAACAUUUUAUGACCAAUUAAAUAACCAAAUAAAAAAUAAACAAGAAGUUUCAUUAUUAUUAAUACAAAAUGAAAAGCGAAUUAAUCAAUUAAAAACUAAUUUAUCUAAUUUGGAGGUUUUAUCAAGCGUAGAAAAAAGUAGAGUACAUAUAUCAUCAAAUUUAAUUGAAAAUGAUAAUCUAAAAAAAGAAUUUUUGGAUUUGCAAAAUAUGAGAAAUGAAAUUUUAAGUUCACGUCCUAGAGGAAUGUUCAAUCCCAAAUAUCAAAAGGAAAAUAAUUUAUUUAAAGAAGAUAUUCGAAAAUAUUUAGAAAACAAUGAAGCAAUUGAUUCCAUAGAUUAUUUAAUUGAAUUAAAAAAUAAUAUGUGCAAUAAUGAUACAAAUUUAUUACAUUUUAUUCAUACGAAUUCAAAUGAAACAAAAAUGUUUUGGAAGUGUCUGUCAACUUUAAAUAUAGAUGAACUAAAGAAAUUGUUGGUACAUUAUUUUAUCAAAGUUGUUGAUUUAAAAGAAUCUGGACGAGAAAAUGAUGAAAUAAUAUCUAAGCUUGAUGCUAUAAAUGAUAGACUAAGGCAUAAUUGUGUGUCUUUAACUAAUGAUUAUCAAGAAUUUCAUUUGUCAACCGAAAAAAAAUUCAUGAUAUUAAAAAAAGAUUAUCAAGCAAAAGUUAAUAUGUUACUCCAACUAUUUCAAGAAGAUAAUAAUGCUAUUACUAUGUUUAAAAUGAGACAAGAAAUGGUAGGACUUAAAAAACAAAUAAUCGAAUUGGAGAAGUUACAAACAGUAAAACAUAAGGACACUUCAGUGGUGCCAGAACCUCAUAGCUGUUCAAAUCUUCUAGAGGCUUCGAAAUCAGAAUCUGAAACUAUGUCAUCUGCCAAACUAUUAUGUAUAGGUAGUCUUGAGGUUCAGCUUGUAUCUCAAUUUCAAUUCCUUUUCUGUCAGGGCCUAAAAUAUGGAUUGAUGUCCAAUGGUUUUAAACUGUCUUUGAGUGUGACUUAAGAAAUAAAUAUUUAUCAAUCGGAA